AUGAACGCUUUAUUCGCAGGUUUUCCCUCAAAAGAUGACGAAUCAAAGAUACGCUCACGAGCUGUGAUGAUUCGACUGCUAGGUACGAGGCUCUUUACGCGCCUCUUGUUGGUCGUUUGUUCCCUCAGCCUGCUGAGUCUUCUAUUUCUUAGCAGAUGCGGUCUAAACGGUCUCGAUUCCACGUCGAUUUCCGCUGAAGACAGUGAUGUACAGUCACCAUUUAUCUCUGGCUCGACAAUAACGGGGAAUCAACAGUCCGCAGGAGAUGACGUCGCCGCCCGGACCCAGGACAACGGCUACUCCUAUCAGCAGCUGCUGCAGCAGCGGGAGGAGGAGAACAGGCAAGAAGUCGAGAGACUCACCGCCGAGAUACGCGCCCUCAAACUACAACUUCUCCAAUUUACGAGCAGUAAUAAUGGUAUACAACAUCCUCCCCAUCACGAUUCUUCCUCCUAUUCGUUAAACGUGAACUCCAAUAAUUCAUCAUCUGCAAACCUGUCGCCAACUAUAACGAACUCCGAGUGCUCGAACUACAUCCGGAAGCAGAUAAUGACGGCGGAGAUUUUGCACGGCACGCCCUUAAACAAUGAAUACGAGCUUAUCCCAUUUAAUCAUUUCACCUACAAUCGCGUUUAUCCCAUAGACCUGGGUUUGGGUAAGAGGGUGGUCGAGAAACCGAUCGGUUUCAAGAGGAAAGACCUAAUGGAGGCACUGAUGAAAGCAUUGGAUUCACUCAACAGGAACGUGACCGAGAAAAACAACAAGUACACACUGGACGAUUUUUUAGAAGGGCUUUACAGAACAGAACCGACUACCGGGACGCAGUACGAGUUGUUUUUUAGGACUAAAGUGUUAAAUAAGAGCACGCCCGAGCAGCAUCACAGCUCCAGCGGUGGAGGCGGCGGUUACACUAAAAUAGUAUUAAUGCGACCGUUCGCACCGAUCCAGGCGAUAAAAACGGAAGGUCUGAUUGGGCCGCGCGAUAAAGAGCUCAUUCAAAUAAUUCUUCCUUUAUCCGGACGAACGGCCACAUUCCAAAGUUUCAUGGAUAAAUUCGUCAAGAUCGGCUUAAAAAACGACCGCAAGGUCCAUUUGACGGUCGUCUAUUUCGGCGAGGAGGGCCUGUCGGAGGCCAAAUCUAUAAUGUCCCGCGUACUGAUGACGAAGAACAGCGGCGGUAAUGAAAAGAACCUGAAACUGUUGGCGUUAAACGAGACUUUCUCGCGGGGCAAAGGUCUGCGCGUCGGUGCCGAACGGGUCUGGGAUCUGGAGGGUGGCGAUAAAAAAGACGUGUUGCUGUUCAUGUGCGACGUGGAUGUGGUGUUCAGUGCGCGAUUCCUGGACAGGUGCCGUUGGAAUACUAAACCGGGAAAGAAAGUGUAUUAUCCUGUCGUGUUCAGUCUCUACAACCCGCACGUGGUGUACACGCUCCAAGGCAAAGAGGUGCCGGCUGAAAAUGAUCAACUGGUUAUCUCCAGGGACACCGGUUUCUGGAGGGAUUUCGGCUAUGGCAUGACAUGUCAAUACAGGUCCGACUUCCUGAAAAUCCGCGGAUUUGAUGAAGACAUAGUGGGAUGGGGUGGCGAGGACGUGAUGCUGUACAGAAAGUACGUCCGCAGCGGCAUGAAAGUGAUUCGGGCCACCGACCCUGGCAUCUUUCACAUAUGGCACCCGAAGGUGUGCUCGGGCGGUCCCGGGGGACAGCGACUAUCCGCCGACCAGUACAGGGCCUGCAUAAGGUCGAGGGCUCUGAACGAGGCGUCGCACGCCCAACUGGGCUUCCUGGCGUUCAGGGACGACAUCGCGGCGAACAGCGGCUCUGCAAAGUACGCGCCCGCCUCGCACAACGCCAAGUCCCCCAAGCAGCAGCCGAAACGGAACCGGUCCUGAACUGGCGACGACGCUAGGGACGCGUAAAUACAGAGACCGGUCGUUUACGAGAGUCGGCGGCGUAUUCAAAGCACCACAAUUGCAAGAACGGAACAGUAACAGGAAAUGUCACUGAACGGAUAAUAGAUUAUUAGUGUCGAAGUUUACCAAGAAGACUGUAACUGCGGAUCUUUGUGGCCUAUGAUGUCAAUAACUUCAGUAAUAAAACGACUCGCAGACGCUGCAAUUGUACAACAACUUGUAGAACUAAUGAUCGCUCCUACAGUUUGGUGCAACUGUGUGUUUAACUCAAAAACUAAAUUAACUCGUACAGAUCGGAUUACAGAAUGAUUUAGAGUGUUAUUUUAUUUUACAACGAUGGGAAAAAUUUUAUUUGGUACUGGGAUUACGAAAUCCAAUUACUUUUAUAUGCAGGGUGGCAAUGAAAAUUGAAUUUGGAGAUAAGAGGGCUAUUUUAAUGUAUCUUUGUUAUUCAGCUGCUGAGGAGGAAACUUUCCGAACGUGGUUUGUUGUGUUUUUGAUGGGUUGUUUAAUUAAAUUUCGGAUAGAUAAUUAACAUUGUCCGUCAUAAUGAAAAAACUGAUAAUGUAUCCAAUUUUUCCCAACUUGUAUCUUGUUUAUUAUAAAGUUUACACAAGAUAUUUAAUGGCAAAACUAAAAUUUGCUGUUGUGUGUAAACAGACUUUAUAAAUUUCGUUCGCAGUUGUUGGCACCCUUUUGAGGCAGCCAAUAAACAUUAUUCAUUCUUAUUUGAAUUGGACACAUGAAUGUUUUUUUGAAAAAAGUAAAAUUCGGUACAAUUUACAAUAUGAUGAUUUAGUUGUUGAUUAGAUUUCUUAAAGUUUUUAGUACUGGUAUUAGUCUUAACCUCAAAUGAAACAUAUUUAUUAAUAUUAAAUUAUAUAUUAUUAUAAUAUUAAUUAAUUAAUAAGUAAUUUUUAUUUAACAUUCCUUUACAAAAUUCUUACUCUCUUGCCUUGUUUCCUCACAAAACAGAGGUCCAUAAUUGCAUCGUAUCAAUAUUUACCAAAUCUCUGGGAUAUCAACAUUCACAAAACUUUUAAGAGAACUAAUAAAAACUCCAAGUUUUUAAUAACAUUGUUUUAUUGAAUUUUAAUUUCCAUCAAGAAAAUAUCUUUAUGUCCAAUUUGAGUUUGAAUAAAAAUUAUUGUUGUCACUUUCAAGAGACUGGAAACAAGUGAAAUCAAUAGAUUUUAGUUUUGGCAUUAAUUUUUGUUUAUGUUGUUUUCAAAAUAAAUCAGGUCAUAGGUCAUGAAAAAUUCAAAUUUGUAAAUUUUUUCAAUAUAACGGACAUUGAUUAUCUAUCUAAACAUUAAUUUAACAGGUAGUCAAAAUCACAACAAAUCACAUUCGAAAAAUUUCGUUCUUGUCUGCUCAAUAACAAAGAUACAUUAAUUCUCUUACAGCAGACACCCUGUAUAGGUUCUUAAAUAUUUCAUUUAGGUUUUCAUUGUCAAUGUAUUCAAAUUCCAAAUAAUAACAUUCCAGUAACCUCAUUCAAAUAAUGCUAAGCAAAAAAUACGUUUGGUUUACGGUGGCUUACGAAUAUUCUUUCCCAGUGUAGUCUUACCGUAAUAAUUUAAUAAAGUUGACAGACCUUAAGCCAUCGAAAAUCAGAAAAUCAAACUGAACUAGUCAUACAUACCUAUACAUACAGGCUUUGUACUUAUGAAAGCUGUUGUGUUUAUUACGUCCCUAUGAAUGUCUGGAGAUAUCACUAGAUAAAUUUAUAAAAAUGCAUAUAUAAUAUAUAAAAUGUGAGCCGAUUUUGGUAAUAAAAUAUUAAAAUUA
Molecule: messenger RNA, 3702 nt
Organism: Aethina tumida (small hive beetle)
Lineage: Eukaryota; Metazoa; Arthropoda; Insecta; Coleoptera; Nitidulidae
Gene: Csgalnact
Product: chondroitin sulfate N-acetylgalactosaminyltransferase 2
Exons: 7
Coding region: 1-1890 (629 amino acids)
Cellular component (GO): Golgi cisterna membrane
Molecular function (GO): glucuronosyl-N-acetylgalactosaminyl-proteoglycan 4-beta-N-acetylgalactosaminyltransferase activity
Source: RefSeq, a predicted model, not a curated record